AUGGAUUCAGAAACGAUGGACCAAUUGAUUCAACGCCACAAAAAGGAAAACAAGGAUCUCAUCGCAACAAUCACAGGAUUGAAGAAACAAGCAACCAAAAAGACCAGAAAAUCGGUAUUAAGUAAAUGUCAGGAACUAGAGGACGCCUUGAAGAAGAAGCAUACUGAGGAGUUGGCUCUGUUGGAGAAUCCCGAUGGCCAGGGUCAUGAAGAUCAAAAAUUGACACCAGAGCAAUUGCUAGCUGAACUCUCAGUUAGUGAAAAAGCAGAAGAUAUCGAGCCUUCACAGGUGGGAGAACCUGACAAGGAGCUGCAUACCGAAAACCAAUCUGGACCAAAGAGGCGAAACCGUCAAAAGGAACGAUUAGCCAAACGCAAGGCCGAAAUUGAACGAGUGCAAGCUGAAGCCAGAGAGGAAACUGCCAACUCGAUUGAUUAUAGACAAAUCGAAAUAGAUUCAAUGAGUCAACUACUUGCCGCUAACAAUUUGAAGUUGUACGAAAUCAAACCCGAUGGCCACUGUCUCUUUGCAUCGAUCCAAGACCAAUUAUUGCAACGUCACCACAUUGACAAGCCUAUACAAGAAUUGCGUGACCUAUCAGCUGCGUACAUCCUAUCACACAAGGAUGACUUUGUACCGUUCUUGUUUGAUGAACAAAUGGGGGAAAUUAGAGACAUUGAUGAUUAUUGUCGUGAAUUGACCUCAACCGCAAUGUGGGGCUCUGACAUGGAGAUUUUAGCCUUGGCCAAAGUGUUCAACUGUUGUAUUGCUGUCCACGUAGCUGGUGCUGCCACCUUGAAGAUAAAUGAGGAAGCCAACAUUGAUGCUUUAGCUAAGAAGGAAGAGGGAGAGGAGGAUGGCAGUCCAGAAUUACAAUUGGGAUACUAUAAACAUUCGUAUGGAUUAGGAGAGCAUUAUAACUCAUUGAGGGAUGCUUGA
Messenger RNA from Lodderomyces margitis, 939 nucleotides. RefSeq lists its product as uncharacterized. NCBI's taxonomy places the organism in Eukaryota, Fungi, Ascomycota, Pichiomycetes, Serinales, Debaryomycetaceae. Gene Ontology annotation, molecular function: cysteine-type deubiquitinase activity. The transcript has a single exon. Bases 1 to 939 code for a protein of 312 amino acids. The record is from RefSeq and is a predicted model, not a curated record. Gene Ontology annotation, biological process: protein deubiquitination.